AUGAAAGACCUCCGAAGGUACCUGGUGUUCAAAUACAUCCAAUAUCUAGUCCUACCUUCUCCAAACACCAUUAUCACUCUACUGGGAUUGCUUGCAAGUCUGUAUGUCAUGCUGAUAUUGACAUUUCCUUCUGUAUCCAGAAAAUCCACUGUGGUGUUUAUUAGUAACAUAGCUCAGGCAGACAUCUUAGUUGGCUGCAGCAUUUUUUCUGCCAUUAUAGAAGGUAUGAUAAAGAAUGAAACAUUGGCAGCUUCUUUUCAACUUGCCUUGAGGGAGAACUUCCAAAUUGCAAACAUCCAUGCCAGUUCCCUUUUACUCAGCUGUGUUAGCCUUGAGGCUUUUCUGAUUACUUUUCUUCCAGUAGAGACACGCCACAUAAGGAAUGUUAGAUGUGCCAGAGUAGCUUCUAAGAUCAUCUGGGUUGCUGUAAUUACUGAGUGUUUCCUUUAUCAGCUUGAGUGUAUCAAAGGCCUCAAUAUCUCUUAUAUUGGCAUUCAUAGGGAGGUUCGGCUAUUGAUGAAUUUCUGUUAUGACACCACAGCAUUGCUGAAAUUGCUAACUUACCCAAUUGGAGUUCUUUUAAGAAUCUUCAAUGUAUUUCUUUUCUAUAAAAUGUAUCUCUGA
Molecule: messenger RNA, 624 nt
Organism: Onychomys torridus (southern grasshopper mouse)
Lineage: Eukaryota; Metazoa; Chordata; Mammalia; Rodentia; Cricetidae
Product: lysophosphatidic acid receptor 4-like
Exons: 1
Coding region: 1-624 (207 amino acids)
Biological process (GO): phospholipase C-activating G protein-coupled receptor signaling pathway; positive regulation of Rho protein signal transduction
Cellular component (GO): membrane
Molecular function (GO): G protein-coupled receptor activity
Source: RefSeq, a predicted model, not a curated record